Messenger RNA from Aphanomyces invadans, 1584 nucleotides. RefSeq lists its product as hypothetical. The record is from RefSeq and is a predicted model, not a curated record. The coding region runs from base 1 to 1584 and encodes 527 amino acids. NCBI's taxonomy places the organism in Eukaryota, Oomycota, Saprolegniomycetes, Saprolegniales, Verrucalvaceae. The transcript has 2 exons.
AUGCGCUCGUUCUCUCCCAUGCGCUCGUUGAACACGAUUCCGUGCAUUUUGUCGAGUUUGAGAGAAUUUGGGUUAUCCGGUUUUGUCCGGAUACUUCGUCACACGCACGGCGACGCAAGGAUGGCCAGGCAGUCGGCGGCAGAUGUGGCUGCGAUCGAGAGGCAAGUUUUGGAAUGCGACAUGGAACGGAUCGCGUUGGACCUGAAGUGCAUCGAGUUGCAGCGUUCUCUGGAAGCAUUGCGGCGGCGCCAUCGUCGGCGUGUGGUGGGGCGGGCGGCGACAACACUUGCUGAGGCCUUGGAUCGGACGGUGGCGGAACAAAAGAAAGUCGAGCGAGUAGAGCGCGAACGCCUUCGCGUGGAACGAGAACAUCAAGUCGAGCUGGCGCGACAAGCAAAGCAGCGGGAGACCGAACGUAGACGGAUCGCAGAACAACACAAGAUGGCCGAAGAAGAAGCUGCAAAGAAACGGCAAAUGGAGCUUGAGAUGGAAGAGCGGCGGCGCGCUGUGUUGGAACAGGCGGCGAAAGAACAGCACGAUGACGUCGUGCGUCAAGCGGAAGCCGACGAGCGACGAAUGCGGCAGAAAGCAGCACAACAAGAGCGGAGAAUCGCUGGAACAAUGAAAGCACCCGCCAAAGCAGCAGUACCAGAAGAAGCUGCAGCAUUUGUCCAGCGCACAGCAGACGAUAGGAAGGCGGCGAAACAGCGGGAAAUGCCGCAUGACGUCGACACUUCACUCGAGCCGGCGCGUCCUGCGACCCCUGCGCCGUCAGUUUCUAAGCCAGCACGUGCGACAAAGCCAAGCGGUGCGAAAAAGAGAAAACAGCAAAAAAGCAGCAAGGACGACCUUGACGACGGGGGUGGCGCGCCAAUCAACGCACCAAGCGCUGCGAAAAAGCAAAGAGUCGCGACCGAAUCCGACCCCGACAAACGAGCGACCGAAUCCGACCCCGUCAAACGAGCGACCGCCACGACGAAGUCCGCAUCAGUGGAUGCUGCGAUGGAGGACGAGCAUGCGUCGGAUUCUGUGGGAUUCAGUGAAGCCAAGGCAAUCCAACCACAAAAGCCCCGGAAAGGCAAGAAGAAGAACAUGAUGAAGGAGCUUGCAGCGCAAGAAAAACAGCGGAGAAAGGAGGCUGCGCGGAAAGAAAAGCUGGAAAAGUACGCACUAGCAGUCAAGAAGAAGCAGGACGAGCUUGCAGCCAAACGGGCCAAAGCGGCUGCGAAGCCAGUCGUCCAGUCGCGACCGACGCAUGGCGACGACACCUCGGUGAUAGCCAAGCCUAAAGCAAAAAGCAGCAAGACAGCCCAGCCCGCCGCAGAGAAACAGCAGAGCGCACCCCAGCCCAUUGCAUUGGGCGAAGGCGCAUCGUCCGACGAUGAGCCAUCAGGACUCAGUCUCUUCGACCGCAUGGCGCAAAAGAUGCGGCAGCAGAUUCUCGCCAAGGAAGGCGGGGCGGCAAAGGCGCCAGCCCCGCCAAAACACGUGCCGGCCAAACCCACUCCUUCGCCAAACGAUGCACCACCCAAGCGAUCGAUUCUAUCGUCUAUUUUCAGUGUCCCGUUGCUAAAAAAGCCUUAA